Molecule: messenger RNA, 3020 nt
Organism: Aspergillus calidoustus
Lineage: Eukaryota; Fungi; Ascomycota; Eurotiomycetes; Eurotiales; Aspergillaceae
Source: the annotation of a GenBank genome assembly
CGCGUCUUGUUCGCGACGCGACGUGUUUUGCGCCUGAGGCUGGGAAGCCUCCCGUGCUGCUGAAAACUGCCUGGCGCCAGUCUCUGCCCAUCCCAACUUCCGCAACACCAAAGGCCCUUCCAUCCUUUGUCGAGCUUCCGCACUCCCAAUUGAACCAGCCGUUCUUUUCGCGGUCGCAUCACCAUGGCUUUGAAUCAAUACCCUGCGCCCGUCGAUUACGCGGGGCAACUUGACGCCUUUAAGGACUUUUUGAAGCAUUUCAAGAGCUCCGAGUCGGCCUCCGCAUCGGCUGCGACGGAAGCAAUUGAAGACCUGCACAUUGACGAGGAUGGCACUAGCGAUGAAUACGAUUUUAUGGAUGAUGUGAACGAGGGCGGCGCGCAGAGCAGAGGCGGUCGUCGCCGAAACAGGGAGCAGAAGCUCAAGUACAUGCAGAUGCUACAGGACGUAGCUGACCGCGAACGGGCCGACGUCCUCAUUGAGCUCGAUGAUUUGGUUGCUUACGAACGAACACUACCGGAAGACGUCGAUCUGAAGCUUGUCGAUUCGGUCGAGAAAAAUACCAAGCGCUAUAUCGAGGUUGUCUCUCAGGCGGUGGAUGCUAUCAUGCCCAAGGAGACUAGAGAAAUCACGUUCAAAGACGAUGUUCUUGAUGUGAUCAUGUCCCAGCGUGAAAAGCGCAACGAAGCCAUGGCGAUGGCUGCUGAAGCCGACAUUGACGCCGCGAUCGCCCCGUCAAUGUUCCCUCCUGAGCUCACUCGUCGAUACGUCCUCAAUUUUAAGCCAUUGACGCCUUCUGGGUCCAGUAACGAGCGUGCUUCCAAGGCACUGGCUGUUCGAAAUGUCCGCUCAGAGCACCUCGGUAGCCUUAUUACAGUCCGCGGCAUCACGACUCGGGUGUCGGAUGUCAAACCCGCUGUCCAGAUUAAUGCUUACACCUGUGACCGUUGCGGAAAUGAAGUCUUCCAGCCUGUUACAACAAAGCAAUUCCUUCCAAUGACCGAGUGUCCGUCGGACGAAUGCAAGGGCAACAACACCAAGGGCCAGCUUUUCCUAUCCACGAGAGCGUCAAAAUUCAUUCCCUUUCAAGAGGUCAAGAUCCAAGAGAUGGCGGAUCAAGUGCCUGUCGGCCACAUCCCCCGUCAAAUGACAGUUCACUGCAAUGGAAACCUUACCCGCCAGCUCAACCCCGGUGAUGUGGUAGACAUUGCCGGAAUUUUCCUUCCCACACCUUACACCGGCUUCAGGGCGAUCCGCGCCGGUCUCCUCACCGACACCUACCUCGAAGCCCAAUACAUUACCCAGCACAAGAAAUCUUAUAAUGACAUCGCAAUGGACAGCCGAACUCUACGAAAGAUUGACCAGCACAACAAAUCGGGCAACAUGUACGAAUACCUGGCACGAUCCAUUGCCCCUGAAAUUUACGGCCACCUGGACGUUAAGAAGGCACUGCUUCUGCUGCUGAUUGGCGGUGUCACAAAAGAAAUGGGCGAUGGAAUGCACAUUCGUGGCGACAUCAACAUCUGUCUGAUGGGUGACCCUGGUGUUGCCAAGUCCCAGCUGCUCAAGUAUAUUACCAAGGUCGCGCCCCGUGGUGUAUACACGACUGGUCGUGGUAGCAGUGGUGUCGGUCUUACCGCGGCAGUUAUGCGAGAUCCUGUCACAGAUGAGAUGGUUUUAGAGGGAGGAGCCCUUGUUCUUGCAGACAACGGUAUCUGCUGUAUCGAUGAAUUUGACAAGAUGGACGAUGGCGACCGGACUGCCAUUCACGAAGUGAUGGAACAACAGACCAUCUCCAUCUCCAAAGCCGGCAUCACCACAACACUCAACGCUCGUACCUCGAUCCUCGCCGCCGCUAACCCUCUGUAUGGUCGCUACAACCCACGAAUCUCCCCCGUCGAGAACAUCAACUUGCCAGCGGCUCUACUUUCUCGUUUCGAUGUCAUGUUCCUCAUUCUUGAUACUCCUUCCCGUGAUGCUGAUGAGGAGCUGGCCAGCCACGUCGCCUACGUCCACAUGCACAACAAGCACCCUGAGAAUGAAGAUGCGGGUAUCAUGUUCACCCCUCACGAAGUUCGUCAAUACAUUGCCAAGGCGCGAUCCUACCGACCUGUGGUCCCAUCAAGGGUCUCGGAUUACAUGGUUGGCGCCUAUGUGCAGAUGAGGAAGCGCCAGAAGCGCGACGAGGCCAACAAGAAGCAGUUCUCUCACAUCACCCCGCGUACCCUGCUUGGUGUCGUCCGUCUCUCUCAAGCUCUCGCACGUCUGCGAUUCAGCGAGGAAGUUGUCACCGAAGACGUCGACGAGGCACUUCGCCUCAUGGAGGUCAGCAGGGCAUCUCUGUCCAGCGACGGCCAGUCCCACCUAGACCAGAGCCCUACAUCCAAGAUCUACAAUCUCAUCCGUGGCAUGCUCGAAAGCGGCGCGGCUGCCGUUGGAGACGGAGAAGAUGGCGAGCUCAGCAUGAGAAGAAUCCGCGAGCGAGUCCUGGCCAAGGGCUUCACUGAGGAUCAGCUCACAAUGACCGUUGACGAGUACGAGAACUCUCACGUCUGGCAAGUCAUCGCCAACGGAACACGCCUUGUCUUCCUUGACAACGCAGACGACAUGGAUAUGUAGCUGUCCCGAACCCGAGGUCAGCUUUUGAAUGUUUAUUUCCCUGCGAAAUGUUAUAUCUCGUUUUCCGUUGUUGCUCGCUUGGUUAUUUCUGUUGAUUUGAGAGUACGUAGUGCAUGAGGCAUGUCGGCUGGGGACCGGUGUUUAUGGUGUAUACUUGGUAAUAUUUGCCUUUCCAAUGGGUUUGGGAUAUAUUUGUUCUACAUUUGAUGGUCAAUUCUAAGUGCGGAAGCGUGAAGUCUGUUAGUCACGUAUCUAUAGACUUGUGAGAAUGUGAUCUGGAUCAGUCGUCGUUCUCUGCGGCUGUCUGAGUAGAAUAGGUUAAGCUAUGCUACAUAUAUUUGACCUCAAGAAUAUAUUCGAUGCAUCUAGAUAAAUUCAAAAUGCACGAUUAAAAAGCAGCA